AUGGAUCCCUCUUCGUCAAGUGGAUAUCGUCCUCCUGCUCUGAACUAUGAGGAAGAGCCACCGGCGUAUCCUUACGGGGACACUGCACCUCUCAUCCCAGAGAACCAGUCACCCUCGGCAUCGCGUCUCAACGGCCCGACGAUGAGACUCCUAACGACAAACGCCAAUGUUGAUGAUGCUGAUAUGCACAGUGACUUGGGAAAUUACUCGCAGCAUCAGUAUGGAUGUGAUGACCCGGAACCCAGUGUGUAUGUACCCUCAGCUACUACUCCAAAUACCGAGAAACCCAAGGACUGUGGAGACCCCCAAGCCUCAGCGCCCAUGUCACAUCUUCCCCCUCACACAAGAAAAUUCCCCUGCAAUACACCGUCAAUCUUGAGUAGCUCACAUUCUCCUUCCGUUAAACCUAAACGGACGGGUGGAUCUGAUGCAUCAAGUAAGGGGCAGCGUCCCCGGGACAACAAGAGCCCUAUUCAUAAAAGACCAUCUAUUCCCGAGAAUAUCCAAAUCCCCAGAGUCGCAAUUCCAUCUCCUCUAUUCUCAUCCCGAAAAAGGAGCGACCCAGCUUCAGGAUUACCCUCUAAGGACGUCUUGAGCGGGACAGUCCCUGGACCAGAAGUCGUGUCUACUCACAGCGGGUCUGGCGCAAAGACAAAUGCUAACAAAAUGGCUUGGUAUGGCAGAAUAAGCGACGGGAGGGACGUGUCCGACCCUUUCUACCAUCCGCGGGAUCGGGAUUCCCUUUCGCGAAGAACCUCCGUGCUCGACGCUGCUCCACGGAUCCCACCCCCUACGGCAUCCGUGGUAGAUAGUCCGUCGUACUCUCGGCCAGCUUCCCCUGCAAGGUCGUGGACCUCUACUCGCAGCACAGGCUGGGCUAGACCGCCACGGCCACCAUCCGUAACAACCACCACCUACGAGCGUGCGGAUCUCAACGGUAGCCCACGACCAGGUACUCCAAGUUCACGGUAUGGGGGCAGUCCGCGGCGCCCCUUACCCCCGGCGCCUCUGUUUGCCGGUUCUGGAUCGACAGCCAAUGUAGCUGACGCAAGCAUCGACAUCGGGGACACCGGCGAAAACGGAUACGAUGAUGUCUUUGGCGGUGGUGGGAGGACCAUUAACACCCACCUAUCUCGCAACAGCGUUGCGUCUUUCAUGAGCGAUUCUACUAUCGUCACAGAUGCAAGGGAUGAUAGGAUGGCCAAGGUUGACCUGGAUGAAGACGAUGACUCGACAUCUAUGAUCGAUCAUAACCAGUACUAUGGACCAGCCCCAGAGAAACAGAGCCGCAGAGGUGUCCGGCAGGCACAGAUGUCGAAGAAAGAAGUCCAGCUCGUCAAUGGUGAAUUAAUUCUCGAGUGCAAGAUCCCAACCAUCCUUCAUAGUUUCUUGCCUCGUCGUGACGAUAGGGAGUUUACUCACAUGCGAUACACCGCUGCAACCUGCGACCCGGAUGACUUCACCACCAGAGGAUAUAAAUUACGGCAACAGUUUGGCAGCACCAUGCGUGAAACAGAGCUAUUGAUCUGCGUUACCAUGUACAAUGAAGAUGAAAUCAGUUUUACUCGGACCAUGCACGGAGUCAUGAGGAAUAUAUCUCAUCUCUGCUCACGAUCAAAAUCGCGCACCUGGGGGAAGGAUGGGUGGAAGAAGAUUGUUGUGUGUAUUAUCGCCGACGGACGUAAGAAGGUGCAUCCCCGUACCCUCAAUGCUCUGGCUGCACUAGGUGUCUAUCAGGAGGGUAUUGCCAAGAACAUCGUCAACCAGAAGCAGGUCACGGCCCACAUCUACGAGUACACGACUCAAGUAUCGCUCGACUCGGACUUGAAGUUCAAAGGAGCCGAGAAAGGAAUCACCCCCUGCCAGGUCAUCUUUUGUCUAAAGGAGCGCAACGAGAAGAAGCUGAAUUCGCACCGUUGGUUCUUCAACGCGUUUGGACGAGCCCUUCAGCCGAAUAUUUGCGUUCUCCUCGACAUAGGCACCCAGCCCUCUCCCACGGCGAUCUAUCAUUUGUGGAAAGCCUUUGAUCAGGACUCCAAUGUUGCUGGGGCAGCAGGAGAGAUUAAGGCAGGAAAAGGCAGAGGCAUGCUGGGUCUGCUUAACCCGUUGGUCGCCAGUCAGAAUUUUGAGUACAAGAUGUCCAAUAUUCUCGAUAAGCCUCUUGAGUCUGUCUUCGGGUACAUCACUGUUCUUCCCGGUGCGCUGAGUGCGUAUCGAUAUUAUGCCUUGCUCAAUGAUGUCGACGGCAAUGGGCCAUUGAACCAAUACUUCAAGGGUGAAACACUCCACGGCAAGAAUGCAGAUGUCUUCACAGCCAAUAUGUAUCUGGCUGAAGACCGUAUUCUGUGCUGGGAAUUGGUGGCUAAGAGAGAUGAACGUUGGGUCUUGCGCUUCGUGAAGUCAGCCGUCGGGGAAACUGACGUGCCAGACACAAUUCCAGAAUUUAUCUCACAGCGGCGAAGAUGGCUGAACGGUGCCUUCUUUGCUGCGGUGUAUUCCAUUGUCAACGCCAGGCAGAUAUGGAAGACUGACCAUACACUGGCGCGGAAGAUUCUGCUCAAUAUCGAGUUUGUGUACCAGUUCUUCCAGUUGUUGUUUACCUACUUUGGUUUGGCGAAUUUCUAUCUGGCGUUCUUCUUUAUUGCGGGAUCGUUGAGCGACAAGAAAAUUGAUCCGUUCGGCCACAACAUGGGAAAGUACAUCUUUAUUGUUCUUCGGUAUGCUUGUAUCCUCGUCAUGUGUAUGCAAUUUAUCCUCUCGAUGGGUAAUCGGCCGCAGGGAGCGAAAAAGCUGUAUAUGUCCGGCAUGAUUGUCUACAGUAUCAUCAUGGUCUACACGGCUUUCUGUACCAUCUACCUGGUCGUCUUGGAGCUUAUGGCGCGAGCUGGAGCCCACUCACACGUCCAGGUCACCGAUUCUCUCUUUACUAACAUUGUCGUCUCCUUGCUCUCCACGGUCGGCCUGUACUUUUUCAUGUCGUUUGUCUACCUGGACCCGUGGCACAUGUUCACCUCGUCAGCACAGUACUUCGCCCUCUUGCCAAGCUACAUCUGCACCCUCCAAGUCUACGCUUUCUGCAACACCCACGACGUGACCUGGGGUACCAAAGGUGACAACGUCGUCACCAACGAUCUAGGUGCGGCGAAGAUCGUUGCCGGAUCCACCGUCGUCGUUGAAAUGCCCUCGGAACAACUCGACAUUGACAGCGGGUACGACGCGGCACUCCGCAACCUUCGCGACCGCCUCGAAGUCCCAGAACCGCCCGUUUCGGAGAGUCAGAUGCAGGAAGACUACUACCGCGCCGUCCGCACGUAUAUGGUAUUGUUCUGGAUGGUAGCGAACGUGAUCCUCGCCAUGGCCGUCUCGGAAGUCUACGGUGUCGAUGCGGGCGGCACAAACGUCUACCUGGCUAUUAUCUUGUGGUCUGUAGCGGUCCUAGCUGCUGUCCGUGCGACUGGCUCUUGUAUCUACGCGAUUCUUAACGUCGUCCAUAAACUUGUCGAGGGCAAGACCAAGUUCGAAGCUGGAAAUAUCGCAACGGCUAGCGCCAUGUCGGGGUCUAUGGGCAAGUCAACCACCUCCGGCCCUCGGCGUCAGCUCUUUUCUAAGUAUGGAGGGAACGCGUCCAUGAAGGAUCGGUUCAGCGAGGCCGGAUGGACUAUCAAGAGGAAAUUGGGAAAGUUGAUGUUUUGGAGGAAGUGA
Monascus purpureus is the source of this 3702-nucleotide messenger RNA. The record is from the annotation of a GenBank genome assembly. NCBI's taxonomy places the organism in Eukaryota, Fungi, Ascomycota, Eurotiomycetes, Eurotiales, Aspergillaceae.